Macrosiphum euphorbiae (potato aphid) is the source of this 288-nucleotide messenger RNA. The record is from the annotation of a GenBank genome assembly. Lineage: Eukaryota; Metazoa; Arthropoda; Insecta; Hemiptera; Aphididae.
AUGACUAUUGGUGAUAUGUAUUCCAAUAAUCUUAAAGCUGGUACUGAUACCCAUAACAUUGAUUUUAAAGCCUUAUGCUUUGAUAAAUUAUCAACAGCUAAUCAAACAGUUGGGUUUUCUUGGUUAUUAAGUCCAGAACCUCUAGUUGAAGAUUUUAGUGAAAUUCUUCUCUUAGAAAAUGUUAUAAACUCCUCAAAUUUAGAACUUCAAAAUAUAGUAUACAAAUUUUGUCUGAGCUUUGUAAAUUAUCUUUUGAAAAAAUUAAAGACAUCGCCUCAAAAACCAUAG